AUGAAUGUUCAUGACCAAAACAAACAGAGUGAGGCUCCUGAAUCUGUGCAGAAAGUUCAAGUUCAGGAGCAGUCUCAAGAACAAUCAGACUCUCCACAGUUGAUUCGAACCGACAGUCAUAAAGUCGUUGAUAAGUCAGAAACCGAACAUACUAAGGAUAUAAUCGUGAAAGCGGGAGACGAAACAGCAGUAGAGCCUUUAAAAUUGGAAAAAUCUCCAGAAGAAUAUGACAAUCGAGUUGGGCCCGAGCUUGCUCUCAAGGCAAUGUCUAAAGAUGAAGAAGUCGUUGAGCCUCAGAUUUUACCUGUAUCAGAGGAACUAAAUAUAGAGCAGGUGCCGUGCAGCGUGACUAAAAAUGACGCAGAAGAUCAUAGCUUGCCAGUAAAAGAGGUUGUCGAAGGCGAGAAAAAACGGCUUAGUUUCCACGCAAUGGAAGAAAGUAGCGGUAGUGACAUCACGCCCUCACCUUCCCCUGUGGUUCAGAGGAGGAGGCUAAAAGUGACCGAUGUGUCAUCUACCAGUGAGGAGAACAAAACGGAAAGUGCUGACUCAUCAGUAGAAGAUGAAGACUUCAUCCGCAGUCAGAUCAUGGGCAUGGGUGAUGAAAAGGAAAUGUCUCUCUUGGAGGAUGAAAAAGAAACAAAAUUGGACAAUGAGGAAGCAAUAAAAAAGGCGGAGCUUGAUAACGCCUCCACAAAAUCCAAUUUACUCUCUAACAAGGGCAGCACAGAUAAUGAAGGAACGCUAGUAUGGACGAAAUCCCCUCUAACAACAGGCGAGACAACCAUACAUGAAACUGUUCCCAGCACGACGUUAAAGAAAGCUAUUCCAGUUAUCAAACAUAGACAAAGCACUGAUGAAGAGGUAGAGAGCAUCACUGAGUCCUUGUCAAAAGGCUCAUCUAGCAUGCAUGUUUCUAGCUUAACUCCAGCUUCGUCACCUACGUCAGCAUCAUCCCUGGAGGAGGACAGUGAUAGCAGUCCGAGUCACAAAAGAAGUAGUGGGGACAAACAGUAUCGCAAGGGUAAACACCGACAUGCAACCCAGCCUCUCCCCACCAUCGAAGACUCCUCUGAGGAAGAGAAAUCUCGCAAAGAAAAGAACCAAGUCAACCUCCAUGGCCGCUUGUCUCCAAAUAAAAGUUCUUCACCUGCAGACGAUCUUAAACAAGUCACAGUAAUAGAGGAAACCAGUAAAACAUCUGGCUCUGAGUACUGGGCCAGCAUUGAAUCAGAGCCAGAAGUAAAACAAGCAGUGCAGAGAGGAGGCAAACCUUCUCCAACGGUGAUACCAUACACUCCAUCUGAGUCAUUUGAAGAGAAGGAAGGUGUUUCAAAAUCAUUAAAGAGUGCCGACCAAGCGUAUGAGGACAUUCUUGAGAAGGCCAAAGCUAUCCCAGGUGAUAGUCCUCCUGGUGUUGAGCCUCUUUAUGGUGGAAUGUCAAUUGAGGACUAUCUCUAUGAAUCCUUGGUUGAGGAGCCCGAGAUAAUGAUGGCUGAACCUAAAUGGGAAACAAGCCCUGAACCUUUGAAGAAACUCAGGUCUCCGGAGGAAGUUUACGAAGAGAUGAUGGAAAAAAAGAGGGAGUUGAUGAUGAUAGAACAAGAGUUUAAACAGGCCCAGACAGCCUUGGAAUCUUCAUCUGUGUCUCCUCCAGAUCCUGAGACCUGUGUAGUAAUCAUGCCCACAGAAGCCACAUUACAAACUGGAGAAAGCAUGACUCCUCCUUCUGAUGAAACAUCGGUCAAGAAGAAGAAACGACCAGCCCCACCUCGCCCCACUGAACCCCCCAAAAGAACUGAGGUGGCUGUUGCUCCAAGCACAACAUCUGGUUCAAUAGGUUUUGUUCGGCCCAUGGUACCUUUAGAUCCUGCAAUUAGAAAGGCACUCUUUCCCAUACCUGACCUCAAAAUUACACAGUGUUCAUCAGGAGAGGAAGAGGAUGACAGUCUAGCCGAUGAGUAUGGUGUUGGUAUUUCAUCUGACAUUACCCCAAGUGAUGAUUCCGAACCUAAAGACGAUCAAUCCAUAAGCCCACCCUUGUCUGAGCCAAUUGAAAUUGAGCCAAUCUCUGUGGUCUGUGAAAUCCCAGAAGCAAAACCCAUUCCAACUCCAAUAUCAGCUCCAGAACUGACAACGACACCUUCCCCUAUAUCACCACAGUCACCACCAACAUCACCGGCCACGCCCGAUUCCAGUCUGGAAUCUAAUACCACAUCUUCAUCCUCCUACCAGGCUCAAACACCUCAAUCUUCAGACUCGACUCCUCUCUCUACACCAACAACUUCUUUAUUAACUCAAACCCCACGAGAGGGUGCACCCCUGAUAUGUGUUAAAGGUGAUGUACCGUCAAAAGAAAGCUCUGAAGUCAUAGUUGCAAUUCCAGAUGUGGUGUCUGAUCCGUCUAAAGCUGAAACGGCUGAACCGAUCCAAGCUAGUUCUUAUGUCCGAGAAUCUUCAAUCUCCACUACAGGAGAGAGACCUCCGCCAGUUGUAGUUGAAAUGCCAGAUUUGGUUUCAUCCCCUUCGCAAAUGCCCAUUGAAGCUGCAUCGAUGCAAGAAGUGUUAGCAAAGAACACAGAACUUGUUGCUGUCGCAUCCAAGCCAAGAGCCCCAUUUACCCAGUCUCCACCUACAACCAUUAUACAAGGAUCUGUUCCAACUUCACCUCAUGUACCCAAGACCUCUGCUGUUGCUGCUGUAUCAUCCCAUGAGCCAAUUAUAACUACUGAGGCGUUCACAAGAAGAACAUCAAGACCUACUAUACACGACGUUCCACCUGGUGGAGCCAUUGCUCCAAUCACCAUCACUAAAAUUCAGCAAGAGUCCAUUGAAAGCCAAGAAAUUCGAGGUCCCGAAAAGGUUGUCUCCAGUAUGAGUCGCAAGUACUCUUCUUCGGUUUCCACUACGGGCCAGCCUGCUGAAAUCCUGCCAAGUUUAGUCACCCAAGUUGUAACCACAGAGGUCCAGAGAACCACCGUGUCUGUAGUGCAUGAAAGACUUCCUCCACCAAGCGCAGAAACCAACAUAAUACCAGAUGAAAGCAAAUAUCAAAUUCAACCGAAACAAAACGGUAAAAUGAUUUAUCAUGGAGAUGUUAUGGAUUUACGGACUGUAAAGGUUGGUGCGAAGAUGACUGAACAAGGUAUGGAUUUGACUCCACCUGAGUUAUAUCGACAUUCAUCCAAUGACUCUGUGCGUCAAAUAACAGCAGUGCAGCCUGAAAUUGUAAAUCUCAGUGCCGAAGUUGUCCCUGCAACUACAUUGGCUUUAGUAACUGACAGCAUCACAAUUGUCACAUGCACUGCCACCAUUGCUUCAUACGGCAACCCUCCAGCAGAGAAACCGCUUGACUUACAAGGGCCUGUAACAUCCUUACCCCUGCCUCUCACUACAUAUAAACCAUGUGAGCCACUGGCACAAAUUGUAUACAGACCUGUGAGUGCCCAGCCUGUAGUUACAUCCACAGCUCAAGAACUACCAAUGAAUCUGUCCUAUGGAGCAAUCGUCAGUGGGCACAAACAAUCAAAAACUCCCACUUCAACAGAUAUCAACAAUGUUCUAGCUUUAGAGGCGAUGGGUGCUAUGGAUCUGUCCAACUACAAACCAGUGAGGUCAAUGGUAGCCUUAUCUGGAACAAGCCCUGAAGUAGUUACGACUGUUAUUGAGGAUGAUGGGGCACCAGUUGACCUCACAGCUGGUAGAAGAAGUGUAUGUUGUGAUGUUAUAUACAAAUUACCAUUUACUGGAAGCUGUAGAACACAACCCCCUGUCACAACUCAGCCUGACAACCGUCUGGCUCACAGAGAUGACAACCAUCAGUAUGAAGGUACUGGACAGCGUAUCAUCCAUGGUGUGAAUGGCGACAAAGCUUUGAUAUCUGAUACCAGCCUCAGAGAGGUAGGCCUCUUUCCCUAUGAUCCCAACAAAGACUAUCACUACCUCAAUGGAUCAACAGACAGCGCUAUUGACCUCACUGCCAGCCAACUUUCUACUGGUAAAGCACUAGACUACACUAGCAAAGCCACUGCAACCUUGGCCAGGAUGACGCCUUCUCCGUCUUCUCAGGAUGCACUCACGGCUUACAGUGUCAGUAAUGCUCUUAGAACUUCAGAUGGAAUGGUUUACUCUUCCGUCUCUGUCCCAGUUCCAUCAACAUACGCAGUCACCACCCAACCUGGCUCUAUCUUUAGCACAAGCUUGGUGCCCACAUCAACAAUCCAGAAUCAGUCUGUGCCCCAACAAUUCGGCUACAUCCCUGCCACAGACCAAGUCCAAAUUAUACCUUAUGACACCGGGCUUUCGAAAGAACUUUUCCCCACAGCAUUGGCUGACAUUAUAACAGGCUAUCCAGAAAUGUACUCAGAUACUACACUAGAAGCACUCGCUGCUUCUCUCGAUGUGUUAGCCUCUUCUCCAAUAUUUCCUGGGUUAGACAACACAAAAAUGGCCCAGUACCAGAUGGAAAGGGAGUUUCUGGAGUUAGAAAAGCUUAAGCAGUUAUGUCUUGCUGAGGAGUUAGAGUGGGAGAGACAAGAGAUCCAGCGCUAUCGGGAACAGGAACAGCUCAUGGUGCAACAAGAACUUGAGGAACUCCAGGCUCUGAAACAACAGCUUCUUAUGCAACAAGAAGAAGAGCACCAUGCUCACAUGAUGGCUCAGCAGCAGACAUAUGCCCAACAGAAAGAGCAAUUGCAGCAAAUCCAGCAACUCCAGCUUCAACUUCAGCGUCAGUUAGAGGAACACUAUGGUAGCACAGGUACCACGACAAACCUCCUUGAAGCCAAAUAUGCAGGGAAUAGCAUACCAAAACGCCUUCAAGAUGAUCAAGAAACAGGCAAAAAGAUCAUUGACAGUGGGGUGCAGACUGACGAUGAAGACUCAACCGAAAAGCAGCAUGUUGGAAGAAGAAAGAAGAAUAAGAGAAACAUUGAUAGCUCAGCUCAGAGUGAUGAUGAAGACCAAGACGAUUGGGAUACUCCUGCAAAGGCUCGACGACGCUCUAGAAAACAUAGCAGUGAAGGAAAACAUAACUCGAAGGUUUCCAGCAUUGCUAUCCAGACUGUUGCUGAGAUAUCUGUUCAGACUGACCACUCUGGAUCUAUCAAACGACCUAAAGUUCAGAUGGACACCAAGCCUGGUCAGAAGUCUUUAUCUGAUCCUAAAUCUCUGAGUCCGGCCAAAGAAGACAGGAUGGGAGUCUACUACGCAGACACAUAUUCAGGUCGAGGUUCACCCUCCGGUACAGGUAAGAAGGUAAAGCGUACACUGCCAGAUCCACCUCCUGAGGAUGAUCCGCUGAUGGGACGCUCAGGGUACAGCUCCAACUCUGCCCGGCGACGGCUGGCUCGCAGCACUACGAUGGCCCGGGCCAAGAUUCUGCAGGACAUCGAUAAAGAGCUUGAUAUGGUGGAGAGGGAAUCUUCAAAACUACGCAAGAAACAGGCUGAACUGGAUGAAGAAGAAAAGGAAAUUGAUGCCAAGCUACGGUACCUGGAGAUGGGUAUCAAUCGGCGAAAGGAGGUCCUGCUUAAAGAGCGAGAAAAGCGGGAGAGGGCCUAUCUCCAGGGGGUGGCUGAAGAAAGAGAUUAUAUGUCAGACAGCGAGGUUAGCAACAUUAGAGAUGAUCGGAACGACGGACUGGAGAGGCCGCGAACGGCGCCUCAGUCGGAGUUUGAUCAGUUCAUACCCCCGCAGACUGAAGCGGAUUCCCAAUACAACACACUUACAAGCCCCUACUCUCAUUACGGCCAGUAUGUUCCCCAGACUCAAACGACAAGCCAUUAUACCCAACAUAAUCUGUAUGAGCCACAGUCCGUUUACCACCAACAGGUGUCUCCUUACCAGCAUGUCCCGACCCUCUCCCUCUCCCACAGUCAGGAUCAGACAAGCAGCUAUCAACACGCUCUGCUUCUACCACAAGGAAAGCAGCGGCAAACUGACCUCUCUGAUUUAGAGCCAAAGAUCGCAACUAAUUACGAGGUCAUACGUAACCAACCACUCAUCAUUGUACCAACCUCUUCAGAAAGUGGUUUUGGGGUGGCUCACCUUGGAGGCAAGUAUGGCAGCUUGGACUUAAGGCUAGGGUUAGAGGAGCGGAGCAUGGCCUCUAGUCCCAUGUCGAGCAUCUCUGCGGAUUCCUUCUACGCUGAUAUCGACCACCACAGUGCCAGGAACUAUGUACUGAUCGAGGACAUAGGGGAACUCACAAAGGCCUCAACUGGAUUGGGUACUACUGGCUUGGGUUCUGGAUUUAACCUGCCUGAUAAAGAGUUAUCCAAGGCAGACAGACUACUUAGGGCAGCACAAGUCAGACCAGAUUUUUUAGGUCAGUCCCAACUCCAAGUUUAUGGUAAAGGAGAAGAAGACACUAUGGAGGAGCCUUAUGAAUUAAAGCUACUGAAGCAACAGAUCAAGCAAGAGUUCCGGCGAGGAACUGAGGGACUAGAACAUUUAUCAGGCUUAGGCCUUCCCCAGUAUCUGCACAGCGAUAGCAGCUUUCGCCACUUCCCAAAAGGUGAAAAAUACAGCAUUGGAAGGCUCACUCUUGAGAAGCAGGCUGCAAAGCAACUCCCAGCUGCUGUGCUAUACCAGAAACAGAUGAAGAACAAAAAGGCCUCGCUAGACCCAAAGGCCAUCACUAAAUUUUCCCCUAUUCAGGAGAGUCGGGAUUUGGAGCCGGACUUUGGCAGCUACAUGGGAUCUGGAGCGUCCUCUGUUACCAACCUAGCUGCCAGAGCAAGGCUACUUCAGGAUGAGAUUACCUUUGGACUGAGAAAGAAUUUAUCAGAGCAGCAAAAGUACUUAGGCUCCUCACUUGGAGCCAACCUAGCUGGUUCUCUGGGGCAGUCUCUGGGACUCGGGUCAAAUAUUAGGGCCUCUGCCCAGGAUGAUGGAACUUACCCAAGCGGCAGUCGUUCUAGGCCAUCAUCUCGCCCUUCUUCCCGACCCUCCUCAGUCUACGGGUUGGAUCUAUCAGUCAAACGGGAUCUUUCCAGCUCCUCGCUACGACUCAAAACCGAGGGGGAGGUAUUGGAUGCAGCAUUCGCUCCCGGCGUGACUAGAACAAAACCCACCAGUUUGCCGAUCAGCCAAAGCCGGGGUCGUAUCCCCAUCGUGGCUCAGAACUCUGAGGAGGAAAGCCCCCUGAGCCCGGUGGGUCAGCCGAUGGGCAUGGCUCGAGCUUCGGCGGGGCCCCUCCCUCCGAUUUCCGCCGACUCCAGGGACCAGUUUGGCUCCAGCCAUUCCCUGCCAGAGGUCCAGCAACACAUGAGGGAAGAAUCUCGAACUCGCGGCUACGACCGGGAUAUCGCAUUCAUCAUGGACGACUUACAAGGUGCCAUGUCGGACAGUGAAGGACUCAGUGAGUCCAUGCUGGUGUUGAACAGAGAGGAAGCCAGAAUCUUUCAUGAAAGUAUCUCACACGCCUACCAUCUGAGACAAGAGGACACUGACUGGUUCGACAAACCGAGAGAAGGUCAUCCUCAGGCCAGACACAUGGCUGACAGGAGACAGAUGAAACUCGUCCCUUACGUCUUCCCUCACACUCGAGUCAAGCUCACCAGAGACCAGAGGGAUUCUAGCGUGUCAGGGAAUGGACUCGGGAUCCGGGUGGUAGGCGGCAAGGAGAUCCCGGGAAGCCGAGGGGAGAUCGGCGCCUACGUUGCCAGAGUCAUCCCAGGAGGCAUCGCAGAACAAACAGGAAAAGUCAUUGAGGGCAUGCAGGUGCUAGAGUGGAACGGCUUGCAUCUGACGGGAAAGACCUACGAGGAAGUGCAAGGCAUCGUUGGUCAGGCCUGUGCAGAGGCGGAGCUCUGCGUGCGGCUAGACCUUAACAUGCUAUCAGACCCCGAGCACCCACAAGUCCUGGAGCACCACGUCCAGCUUAAGGCUGUCGGAGGCCAGCGUUCCCCCGGUGUGGAUCCCAAUCAGCUGGCCGCGGAGCUGCAUAAGGUGUCCCAGCAGCAGGCGCCGGGCCGUUCGGCUCUUCUCCAUUCGGGCACCGGAUCAGCUGCCUCCAGCGGGGUGCCCAGCCCUGGCCAACCUGGCUCGCCAGCUAUCAAUAAGAAACAACGAAACAAGACCUCGGACAUGAUAAGGAUGUCUCAUCCCAUUACUGGAGAAAUUCAGCUGCAGAUCAACUACGACAGGAACGUAGGAAACCUGAUCGUCCACGUACUCCAGGCCAGAAAUCUGGCGCCGAGGGACAACGAUAGCUACUCGGACCCUUUCGUCAAGGUCUACUUGCUGCCUGGGAGAGGUCAAGUCAUGGUUGUCCAGAAUGCAAGUGUGGACAACAAGAGAAGGACUAAGUACGCCCAGAAGACAGUGAACCCGGAAUGGAACCAAACUGUCAUCUACAAGAACAUCCAUAUAGAGCAGCUGAAGAAAAAGACUUUGGAAGUGACAGUGUGGGACUAUGACAGAUCCUCAUCCAACGACUUCCUUGGAGAAGUCUUAAUUGACUUGUCUAACACCACCCAACUGGACAACACACCUCGCUGGUUGCCACUUAAGGAGCAGAGCGAGAGCAUUGAGCACAGCAGAGCCCACCACGGGGUUCAGGGGCCACCCGGGUCUGGAGCCGGGCAGGGGCACGGACCAGAGCAGGGAGAAGGGAGCUAUGAUUCACCCAUUAACUCUGUAAUCAAGAGCAGAAGCCAUGGAAUCUUCCCUGAUCCAUCCAAAGAUUUGCAAAUGUUGCCUCUGGAAAAGUCUCACAGCAGCCCGGGGAGCUCCAAGUCUUCCUCCGACGGCCAGCUCCGCUCGCACGGGCCGUCGCGGAGCCAAAGCAAGAGCAGCGUCACCCAGGCCCACCUGGAGGACGCCGGGAUAGCCAUUGCUGCCGCCGAGGCUGCCGUGCAACAGUCCCGCCUGCAACCAAUACUCCCCCGCUCCCUGCUGUCCCCGCUCCCCACCCUCUUUGCUCCCACUGCCCUCAACAAUUGGCGGUCAAAGCAGGAAACGGCAUCAUUCCGAGCCUCAUCCACCAAUGAGAGCAAAGAGAGAAAGAGGGAAGGACCAGGGCAUCGGCUGGGCGACAUAUCAGGACCGGUGGUGCUGUCGGCCCCCAGCCUGGUGGGCGACGCCUACGGGGGCGGUCUGGAUGGGGGUGAAGGUGGAGGUACCGGAGUGGAUAGUGCCAUAUUUCAAGUCCCACGAAUUGGUACGACUAUUCCAAAUGGAACGGACAAAAAUCACAUGGGAACUCCAGAGAAUGAAGGUAAGACCCAAGUAAUGGGUGAGAUCAAGGUGGCUCUGAAGAAGGAGGUCAAGACAGACGGCGACCAGUUGGUCCUGGAGAUCUUACAGUGCAGAAAUAUCACUUACAAGUUCAAAAGCCCGGACCAUCUGCCAGACCUGUACGUGAAGUUGUACGUGGUAAAUGUGGCCACUCAGAAGAGGAUCAUCAAGAAGAAGACCAGAGUUUGCCGUCACGACCGGGAGCCUUCGUUUAAUGAGACUUUCCGAUUCCCCCUGAAUCCCACUGGACACUCCAUUCAGCUGUUCUUGGUGUCCAACGGGGGCAAGUUUGUAAAGAAGACCCUGAUCGGGGAGGCCUACAUCUGGCUGGACAAGGUCGACAUGAGGAAGAGAGUGGUCAGCUGGCACAAGUUGCUCGUCAGCUCAACGCCUAGCAACCUCUGA
Molecule: messenger RNA, 9648 nt
Organism: Nerophis lumbriciformis (worm pipefish)
Lineage: Eukaryota; Metazoa; Chordata; Actinopteri; Syngnathiformes; Syngnathidae
Source: RefSeq, a predicted model, not a curated record